Strongylocentrotus purpuratus (purple sea urchin) is the source of this 3133-nucleotide messenger RNA. RefSeq names its product phospholipid scramblase 1-like. The coding region runs from base 221 to 991 and encodes 256 amino acids. Gene Ontology annotation, cellular component: plasma membrane. The transcript is spliced from 10 exons. Gene Ontology annotation, molecular function: phospholipid scramblase activity. NCBI's taxonomy places the organism in Eukaryota, Metazoa, Echinodermata, Echinoidea, Camarodonta, Strongylocentrotidae. Gene Ontology annotation, biological process: plasma membrane phospholipid scrambling. The record is from RefSeq and is a predicted model, not a curated record.
UAUUUUCAUCUCCUUAGCUCAUAAUAGAGGAGAGUUUUGCAUACACAGGUUCACGCACAGAACAGAGCGAAAGCUGCAUUUAGAUGCUAGCGUCACACUUCACAAUAGUCUUGCUGGGAAAGUAUAUACUAUAGCAUUCGCUGUGGAACUGUAUUAAUCGUACGGAAAUCGAGAGGAGAUCUUACCUGCUUGAAGAUUCAGACUGAGAGGCGGAAAGAAUAUGACGGAUAACUACACGCAAAAGCCUGUUAGCAGCCAGCCUGGAAUGCCUGGGGAAUGGAUGCCGAUGCCUCAAGUCCAGAGCUCGCCAAACUGCCCUCCUGGACUGGAAUAUUUGGCCCAGAUAGACCAGCUUUUAGUCCACCAGCAGAUUGAGAUUUUGGAAGUACUUACUGGCAUUGAGAUGCAGAAUAAAUACCAGAUCAAAAAUUCACUUGGACAGCAGAUCUACUUUGCUUAUGAAGAGUCUGGGUGCAUGCAUCGUAUCUGCUGCGGGCCUCAUCGUGGAUUCGUCCUACACAUUACUGAUAAUUCACAGCAGGAGGUAAUGAGGGUUGUGCGUAACUUCAAGUGUUGCGCAGGAUGCUGCUGGUGUGCUGACUGUGCCGAAUGCGGUUUUGAGAUCCAGGUCGAGGCUCCACCUGGCAACAUUGUGGGAUAUGCAAAACAGAGACAAUAUUUCUGGAAGCCUGAACUUGAUGUGCAGAAUGCUGAGAAGGACACCAUACUGAAGAUACGUGGCCCAUGCUGUCUCUUCUGCACAAUGGAAGACAUUGACUACAAGGUCAUGACCCCUGACCUCAAGACCGAGGUUGGUUUGAUUACCAAGCAAUGGGGCGGAUGCUUCAGAGAGUGCAUCACCAAGGCUGACAAUUUCUCAAUCACAUUUCCUCAGGAUCUUGAUGUGAAAGCCAAGGCGACCUUGUUAGCGACCAAUAUUCUUAUUGAAUUCAUGAUUUAUGAGCAGCAGAAAAACAACAACAACAGCUAAAGUACACCCCUUUGUACGAAAACUGCUGAGUUGCUGGUAAGCUGCCUCGUCACAGAACACAAUAUUUUGAGAUGUUCACUAUUUUCACAAUAUAGUUGUACGGCUGAUAAGUAUUCAAUUUUUGUGUCGAAAGCUUUCAUUGAUCUGUGUCUGUAUUCAAAAUGGAUUUUUGUUUUGUUUUGCUGUUACUUUGACAAGAUGCAACUUCACCUUAAUGAAAACUACCCCUACAUUCAGAGUAUGGGCCCAACUUCAUUGUAUACGUAUAGCUAUAUGAUAAGUAAUUCAAUUUUUCUAGUGUGAACAUUUCUAGUGUGAACAUCGUAUCAGGAAACAUUGUAUAAUGAAUGAAAACUUGAUAAAGACUUGUCUAGUCUAAACAUCGUAUCAUACUAAAAUCUAGUAAGUGGGCGGAGCUUGUCGUGAGCGAGCACUGAUGAUUGGCUAGCUGUCAUGUCAAUUGUUAUUAUUUGAUCAUCAUUACAAUGAAAAGAUUUCAUAUUUUUUGUAAUUUGUGAUAAAAUGGUGUUCUUUUUAUUAUAUGUUAUACUUGUUGCUGAUUUUAGUAAGGCUGUACUUUUUUAACUGUAAUAUCAAAAUGUUUACGUUUUCAGGUUACCAGUAUCAAACAAGAUUGAAUCAUUCUUGUGAAGAGAAGGUUGAGUCGUGGAAAGGGUGAAAAAUAAUUUGUGAGCUUUCCUCAAUCUUUGUAUCGUAUUUUAACUAACACAACUUGUAAAUUAGUGCUAGUUUUACCACCGAAGGUUCAUAUCGUCUCUUUGGAGCCAGGAGGACAUUAACUCCUUUCAUUUUACACAGAGUUAACACCCUUCUGGCUCCAAACAGAUGAUAUAAAUGUGCCCCUAGACAAGCACAUGACUACCUCAAGGGGCAAUAUUAUAGGGACUAAGUGCCUUGCAUUUGUAAUGCAGGGGUCUAUUUUCAGGUUAUAACUGUUUGCUAUUUUAUUUUCAUGUGAGGCUGUACCAGUGCUUUUGCAACAAGGCUGGAGAAACUAUGUGUAAUAUAAUUCAUCUAGGACUUCUAUUUUAUCGAAAUGAUACUAGAAAUAGCGAACAACCAAAGAGCAUUGUUUUCAUGUGUUAUUUCAUAGUUGGUGUCUAAUUAUCGUGUAAUGCUUGUAAACAGAAGAAGCUCAUAGCUUGAGUGUUAAAGUUUAUAAAUGGAAACUGAUCUGUUGUGUAUUAUAAUUCAACCUUUCAGGUGUCUGAUGACUUCUAAGAUAUUAAUUACUGUAUUAUGUCUAUUUUGAGAUGUAGAUUACUUUGAGUCAAUCAUCACAAGUCUUUACGAGACAGUUCCUGUGCCGGUAUCUGUUUCUAGUUUUAAUAAUAGAAAAACAAUUUCAAGUGUUUCGUUGCACGAAUGCAUACCGGUAUGUUUCAGGACAUUUCUCAGACUCAAUGAUCUGAAACAUUUGGCAGAAACUGCCCUGACAAAUGCAUAGUAGCACAAGUGAUUGUCAUUUAUGUUUUAACGUAGCUUUUGAAUAACGCAAAUGUUACAGGAAGUAUAUCGUAUGUGUGUGUUUAUUCACAAAAAUGCAAUGUGUCUUUCUUUGAAAUUUUUAAAUUGUAAAUUUGACUUUUAUUGAUGUUACAUUAUAGUGUAUUGCAACAGAUGUUUAUAUUUAAUAUUGUAAAUAUUUCACAAGAAUUACUCUAAUUGUUGUUUUAACACUUUGCUUUCACGUUUUACAAUAUUCUAUAGUUUAAAGGUUUAAGUUUUAUGAAUAAUCAACUUCAGCUAAACUGGUAUUGUGGCACUUGGUUUAUAAUUACAUUUCCCUAUGUACACUCUUGACUGACAACAUGUGAGGAAUAUUAGCAAUAAUUUACUGUACUCUGUGUACAGUAAUGAGUUGAUGCCCUUCUGGGUCCAAACAGAUGCUAUGUCAGGGCACUGGUCUGUCAAUUGCCCAAUUCUUUACAAAGUAGUAUGUGAUUGCUGUAGGAUAGUGAGGUUUCACACAAAACUAUGUAUGCCUAUGGUACUUAUUAUCUUAUUUUAUGCAACUAUAUUAAGAGUAUGGAGCUAUUUACUGAAACACUUUGUCUUUGUAAUUUUGAGGCUGUAUAGUAAGAUUUAUUGUUUGGAAAUAUAUAGUUUAUUAAAACCAAA